AUGAAUGAUAAAGAGGAAAUAUUAUUCUCGGCUAGUGCUACUAGGCGUGCAAAGCCAUGGGAGGUUUAUCUUGAAGAAAUUAAUCAAUUAAUUCCACAAAAGAAAGCAAAAACUGGUGAAGAAUCAAAGAAACCUGAAAAACAAAUAUAUUUUUACGAUGAUGUUGUAAUUGCAAUUCGAGAAAUUAAGCCACUCAAGCUCCUUGUCACAAUUCCUGCAAAUUCUUUGGCAAAGGUUGAGCCAACAAUUUCUGCAGUUCUCGAUCAGCUCGAAAAAAUAGUUAAAUUCUGCUGUGAUGGAGAAUUCUCACAAGAAACAAUUACAGAAAGAGAUCACUAUAUCCGCUUGCGAAUGCUUUGCCAGAAAGAAUUUACUACAAACGGUUUUAUGAGAUUUAUCCCAGAAAGCGAAUUUAAUGAGGUUGUCGCUUUCUAA
Molecule: messenger RNA, 435 nt
Organism: Trichomonas vaginalis G3
Lineage: Eukaryota; Parabasalia; Trichomonadida; Trichomonadidae
Exons: 1
Coding region: 1-435 (144 amino acids)
Source: RefSeq, a predicted model, not a curated record